Molecule: messenger RNA, 2244 nt
Organism: Linum trigynum
Lineage: Eukaryota; Viridiplantae; Streptophyta; Magnoliopsida; Malpighiales; Linaceae
Source: the annotation of a GenBank genome assembly
AAUUAAAAUUACCGAGGUAAAUCGUAGAAUCUUCUGUUUCCCCCAAAACUCUCCAAAGUUAAUUUCUCCAAAAUAUUUCAUUUUUCGAGUGGUUAAAUUCAGUAAUUAUGCAACUCAUCACUUGAUUACAAUCUUUGCAAUAUCUAUAGUUUCUUGAAGAAAGUUUGUUAAUUAUUGAAUUUCACCAAUCCCCUAGAGAACGAUAAUUUUACUUACACUUUAUUACUUGUACGACACUGUGCACUUGCAGUUUUGUCGCCACCACCAUGCCCUAAUAGUCCCUACCACACUGUGAAGCAAUAUCAGGACCAGGAUUUCAUUAUCAAGUUUAUGCAAGGUUUAAACGAUGUCUAUCAAUCUGCUCGCACACAAGUGCUCAUGAACUCUCAAUUGCGAAGUAUUGAAGCUGUAUUUAAGCAAAUGGUACAGCUUGAGAGGCAGAUGAAAGGUCUUAAUUAUGCCAAGUUUGGAGUGAACUCACUUGCUUUGCUAGCUCAUGGUGGUUCUCAGUGUAAACAAGGAUCACCACAAGGCAAGAAUCCUCGUGAUUAUACUCCAGAGGGCAGAAAAUGGUGGAAAUAUUGCAAGAAGGAAAACCACACCAUCCAAGACUGUUUCAGGCUUAAGAACAAGAAGGCUAGGGAAGGGUCUGAUGGAGCACCCUUUGCUAGAGUUGUUGAGACCACAUGGAGUAAAAAUGAGGGAACUGGUAAUUCUUCACGAGCAUCCACAGACAGUUUGGCCAACCUCCUUACUCCAGACCAAUUUGAGAGACUCAAAGCUAUGUUUUCUGGUUCACCUUCACCAUCUCCUUCACCUCCCACUUCCCCUCAUGUGCCUUGAGCUAAUGCUGUCGUGUGAGCACCAGCACCUCAGCCUUCUCACUUCACUGCCAGCACAUCAAGUACUCACUCUUCUGCUAGCUUACAUGCUACAGUCUGGAUUCUCGACUCUGGUGCUACAGAUCAUAUUAUCACCAACACCUCAUCAUGUCAAUGCUACUCAUAUAGGAAUCGUGCGUUUGCCUUGUGGACUCUUCCUCACCCAAGUUCUCUUUGUUCCAGCCUUUACUUACAAUCUUGUUUCUGUAAGUAGACUUACCAAAAAUCACCUAGUCUCAUUGGUUUUCCAAUCCAAUUUUUGUCUAACUCAGGACCUUAUUACUUGGAAGAGGAUUGGUUUAGCCCAGGUGGAUAAAGGUCUAUACAUGUUCUCUAAUUCUCCAUCUCAGCAGUUUGCCUCUUCUGACUCCCAUCAAUCCUUUGCAGUAGGAGUUCAUCAUUCUUCCCCUCAAGACUCAGAACUCUGUUUUGCUUCGUUGUACAGUCUUAGUAUAUAAUGGAAAUGCAGAAAACCAGAAGGCUAUUUUCUUCUCGCCCGAAAAGGAGGCAACAAAUGGAUCCCAGAACUCUGCUUGAUCAUGCUCUUUUCCAGCUCACUCCAACAAGAACCAGGUACAUUAUUGUUCCUCGGAAUCCAAUCCCCACGCUUUUACGGUUAUUUUCUCAUCUGGGUAGUUACAAAUUUCUUUAUGUGAGAUGCCUGGUUAAUUUCUUGUUUUGGUGGGAUAAGGUAUAAGAGGAGGAUGUUUGUCGGAGGAGAUAAAAAUUAGGGUUUUUUAAUUUUUAAUAGUUGUAAAAAUGAGGUGGAAAUUGUAAAAUGAUUAAAUAUUAUUUUUUCAUAAUUUUUUAAUUGUCACGUCAUAUAUUUAACGGUCAACUAUGAGAGUUGACUGCCACAUCAUCUAAAGUUAACUAAGUUUGACGGAAACUGACCAAAUGUGAAUUGUUUUAAUAAAUCUAGUGACUAUGAAUGGAUUUAAAUAUCUCGAGUGAUUAAACAUGAACGUUUUUCGUAAUCUCAGUGACCAAUCAUGCAAUUAACCCUCCGAUUUUUGUAGUGGUAUUAAGGCAAAAGAAAAAUUCAUGAGAUGUAAUUGUACCAGCACACUGGGUUGUGUUUGGAUUGGCACAGUAUGGGUAUACUUCAGGCAUGUUUUCCUCAUCCUGCACUUGACAAAUGACAAAGCCUGUCACUUUUCAUUUUAUGUCAAGUCAGCCACAUUUAGGGGUGUUCAAAUGGUUACCAUGGCUAUUACCAAACCAAAUAAAGCUAAAUUUCAUUAACCAUGGAAUACAAUAUCAUAACCAAACCGUCCAAACUAAUACAACAACCAAAUUAACCAAACUAAAGUUUAAUCGGUUUGGUUAACCAGAUUAACCAAUAUAAAAUCACAUUAUCAUU